AUGCUGCCCGCACCCCUGGGUGCCCUGGUGCUCCCGGCCACCCACAGGGCCUGGGGGCAGGGGGGUGAGGAUGAGGAAGGGCUGCGCGUGGUCCGCGGUGCUGCGAGGGACACGGACGUGGGGCAGGGACAAACCCGGACCUGGGCACCCUGCUCCUCGUCCUGCUGUGCCCCGUCACAAGGCGCUGGUGGCAUCUGCGGCGUGGACGUGCUGUACACCAGGGGCUGGCAGUGGUGCCCAGCCAGGCACCUCUGCGGCAGAUGUCACGACCUCGGUCGGGUCUCAGCCUUUCCCCAUCUGGCGCAGGAGCGGUUCCAGGUGAAGAACCCCCCAUCUGCCUACAUCCAGAAGCUAAAGAGCUACUUGGACACGGGCGGUGUGAGCAGGAAGUUCAAGAGGCGAGUGCAGGAGUCAACACAGGUGCUCCGGGAGCUGGAGAUUUCCUUGAGGACCAACUACAUCGGCUGGGUCCAGGAGUUCCUCAACGACGAGAACAAGGGGCUGGAUGUGCUGCUGGAGUACCUGGCCUUCGCCCAGUGCGCCGUCGCAAAUCGCAGCGAGGGUUUAAGGUUAAAUGGGCCUGUGCCCCUCCAGUGCCGGGUUGUGGACGGCGCUCGCUUGUGCCUGCUGACUCUGCACCCCUGUCUUAACCCCGCUCUUCUCUUGCAUGCUGCCGGGGGACGUGCCACACGGCUCAACCCCGCGCACAGCAGGAAGGCGCUGAGGAACUCACGGAUCGUCAGCCAGAAGGAUGAUGUGCACGUCUGCAUCAUGUGCCUCCGCGCCAUCAUGAACUACCAGUCUGGCUUCAGCCUGGUGAUGAACCACCCAGCCUGUGUCAAUGAGAUCACGCUGAGCCUCAACAACAAGAACCCCAGGACCAAGGCCCUUGUCCUGGAGCUGCUGGCUGCCGUGUGCCUGGUCCGAGGUGGCCACGACAUCAUCCUCGCUGCUUUUGACAACUUCAAGGAGGUCUGCGGUGAGAAGAACCGCUUUGAGAAGCUGAUGGAGUAUUUCCGAAAUGAAGACAGCAACAUUGACUUCAUGGUCGCCUGCAUGCAGUUCAUCAACAUCGUGGUACACUCGGUGGAGAACAUGAACUUCCGUGUGUUCCUGCAGUAUGAGUUCACCCACCUGGGGCUGGACCAGUACUUGGAGAGGCUGCGUCUCACAGAGAGCGACAAGCUGCAGGUGCAGAUCCAGGCCUACCUGGACAACGUCUUCGAUGUGGGGGCCAUGCUGGAGGACACGGAGACCAAGAACGCUGUGCUGGAGCACAUGGAGGAGCUGCAGGAGCAUGUGGCCCAGCCCCCAUCUCAACCUGCAGUGAAGAUGAAGAAGCCAAUCCAGACCAAGUUUCGUAUGCCCGUCUUCAACUGGGUGGCGCUGAAACCCAGUCAGAUCGAUGGCACUGUCUUCACUGAGCUCAACGACGAGAAGGUGCUGCAGGAGCUGGACAUGAGCGACUUUGAGGAGCAGUUCAAAACCAAGGCCCAGGGCCCCGGCCUGGAUCUCAAUGCCCUCAAAGUGAAGGCCACGCAGAAGGCCUCAAAGAAGGUGACCCUCAUCGAGUCCAACCGGGCCAAGAAUCUGGCUAUCACCCUCCGCAAGGGUGGCCGCAGCAUCCAGGACAUCUGCACAGCCAUUGAGACGUAUGACCAGCAAGCCCUGAGCCUCGACUUCCUGGAGCUGCUGCUGCGCUUCCUGCCCACUGAGUAUGAGCGGACACUCAUCUCCAAGUAUGAACGGGACCAGCAGCCACCGGAGGAGCUCUCAGAUGAGGACCAGUUCAUGAUCAGGUUCAGCAAGAUCCCGCGCCUGGCCGAGCGCAUGAACGUCAUGAUCUUCCUCGGCAACUUUGGCGACACGGCCCAGCUGCUCAUGCCGCAACUCAAUGCCAUCAUUGCCGCUUCCAUGUCCCUCAAGUCCUCCACCAAGCUGCGCAACAUCCUCGAGAUCGUCUUGGCCUUCGGGAACUACAUGAACAGCAGCAAGCGUGGGGCGGCCUAUGGCUUCCGGCUGCAGAGCCUCGACGCGCUGCUGGAGAUGAAGUCAACGGACCGGAAGCAAACGCUGCUACAUUACUUGGUGCGAGUGAUCACGGAGAAGUACCCGGAGCUGACCGGCUUUCACACUGAGCUGCAUUUCCUGGACAAGGCGGGCACAGUCUCCCUGGACAGCGUGCUACAGGACGUGCGGAGCCUGCAGCAGGGCAUGGAGCUGACCCGCAAGGAGUUCAUGCGGCAGGAUGACAGCCCUGUGCUCAAGGACUUCCUCAAGGCCAACUCAGAGGUGAUGGAGAAGCUGCAGGCUGACAGCAAAAUGGCCAAGCCAUGGGGAGGCUGCAGAAGGGCACAUAGGCCGCAGCAACUUCUCAACAAACACAGCAAAGCCGCCAAGCACUCUCUGCCCUGUCUCAUAGCUCUUCUCCCUCUUCUGCUUCUUCCUUCUCCUCCUCGCUGUCUCUCUGAAUUGCUCUGCUCAGCUCUGAAAACUGUUCCUUUCACGGCCCGGACGGGCAAGCGCUCGUCCCGGCUCUUCUGUGACGUGAGCUUCAAUGAGGAGAGUUCCCUGUAGUGCCUGUAGGUAAUGUGGGGGCAGCCGGGGGACGCAGGGCAGAGGGGGCAGGAGGAGCCAGGGAGCUGCCUGGCUCUGGGUGCAGCUGGUGCUUUGUCUCUUGGGCAUCCUCACACCCAAACCAGGCUGGAUGCUGGGAGGUGGCAGGGAAAAAGGGAACGGGUCCCUUCAUGGCAGGGGGGAA
Messenger RNA from Struthio camelus australis, 2761 nucleotides. Lineage: Eukaryota; Metazoa; Chordata; Aves; Struthioniformes; Struthionidae. The record is from RefSeq and is a predicted model, not a curated record.